GGCAGUCUGUAUUCGCGUGUGGGGUUUCUUUACUGACUUGGAACUUUGCUAGUGCCUGCUCUGGGGGUCCACAGCACCUUGGCAGGACCUAAUAAUAGAUUUUAUCCCAAGACCAAGAGCGGUAGACGAAGCUCUUAUAGCUUCAACCUCUACAGGUUAAAGGAGAGGGACCUCGGGGUGAGGGUCGUUUCCCGGCAGUGCAGGGAAUCGCUGCACGGAGCUUCAGCAUCCCCGCAAAGGGAGGAAACAGCUUCGCCCCGUCUGGUCCAGGCCACACCUCUGUACUGUGUUUCCUCUACCUAGAAGCAUCCUCCCCGCUCCUCCCCAAGGCGCGUCUCCCUAGCAACCACACUGGGCGGGUGAACGGAAGCGGCUGAAUCACGUGCUCGAGGGCUUCCGGGUGCCCAUCGUGACUUCCGGUUGUCAGAGUCCCGGACGCGGGGCGGCCACUCGGGGGACGCGGCUCGGGCCUGGGCUCCGGAGAGCCAGCCUCGGUAGGCCUUGUCUUCCGCGGCCGAGAUGCAUCCGCGGCGUCCUGACGGAUUCGACGGCCUGGGCUACCGAGGAGGCUCCCGGGACGAGCCGGCCUUCGGCGGCCCCUUCCCCGCGCGUUCCUUCAGCUCCGGCGCCGAUCUGGGCCACUGGGUUACGACGCCCCCGGACAUCCCGGGCAGCCGGAACCUGCACUGGGGCGAGAAGAGCCCGGCGUACGGUGUGCCGUCCGCGUCCACGCCGCACGAGGGCCCCGCGGAGGAGCCCUUUCCCGGCGGCGGCGAUUGCCCGCGGCCAGGCCCAAGCAGCGAACAGCUGAAUAGAUUUGCUGGAUUUGGUAUUGGACUUGCAAGUCUAUUUACAGAAAAUGUACUGGCCCAUCCUUGCAUUGUUCUACGCCGCCAAUGUCAGGUUAAUUACCAUGCUCGACAUUACCAUCUUACUCCAUUUACAAUUAUCAACAUUAUGUAUAGCUUCAACAAAACUCAGGGACCAAGAGCCUUGUGGAAGGGAAUGGGAAGUACAUUUAUUGUCCAGGGAGUCACGCUUGGAGCAGAAGGCAUAAUUAGUGAAUUUACACCUUUACCAAGGGAGGUUUCACACAAAUGGAAUCCUAAACAAAUAGGUGAACAUCUUCUAUUGAAAGGCCUUACGUAUAUGGUGGCCAUGCCUUUUUACUCAGCAAGCCUGAUUGAAACAGUACAGAGUGAGAUAAUCCGAGAUAAUACUGGCAUACUUGAAUGUGUCAAAGAAGGAAUUGGAAGAGUGAUAGGCUUGGGGGUGCCUCACAGCAAGCGACUCCUUCCGCUGUUUUCCUUGAUCUUCCCUACAGUGCUGCAUGGAGUUCUCCAUUACAUCAUCAGCUCCAUUAUUCAGAAGUUUGUCCUACUACUUCUAAAGAGGAAGACUUACAGCAGCCACUUGGCUGAGAACACUAGCCCAGUGCAAAGUAUGCUGGAUGCUUACUUUCCAGAACUUAUCGCUAAUUUUGCUGCCAGCCUGUGCUCUGAUGUUAUCCUUUACCCAUUGGAAACAGUUCUGCAUCGCCUUCACAUUCAAGGAACACGCACAAUAAUUGACAAUACAGACCUUGGCUAUGAAGUGCUUCCAAUUAAUACGCAGUAUGAGGGAAUGAGAGACUGUAUCAAUACCAUAAAGCAGGAAGAAGGAGUGUUUGGUUUUUAUAAAGGGUUUGGAGCUGUUGUGAUACAGUAUACACUGCAUGCAGCUGUCUUACAGAUUACCAAAAUUAUUUACGCUACACUUCUUCAAAAUAGCAUUUGAGAUUUGGUUCUGUCACUGGAUGAUCUAGAGGACAUGAUCAGGAUAAUUUGCUGUGGAAUUAUAAGGGGUAAAAAUGAAAUGGCAGAGAAAUGGGUAAAAGAAAUGGACUGGGACAUGUCCAUGCUGAUUAUACCAACUUUUCAUUUUUCUUAAGACAUAGGGAAUAUAUAUGUAUAUAUGUAUAUAAAAACAAAAUUGAAAACUCAAUAAAAAGAAUUAAGUUUUAGUAAAACACUCAUGCUGAAGUAAAAUUGAUCCUGGGUAGAAACAAAAAUUUAUCAAGUAUAAAAUGAAAUUGUAAUGAGUUGACUCUUCUACCUGACCUUAUUCUUUGUUACAUGUUUAUUUUACCUUCCAGAUUCAGGUUGGUAUUUUAUUUUUCAUACAGUGUAUGGCAUUAGGGGUUUAAUUGUAUCUUCAUUGAAAAAGACUGAGAAUUAGAUUUGGCAAUCUGUAAGCCAAAGUUGAAAGAUUUUAAGUUGUAUUGUUCAUGUAUAACUAUUUUAGUGGCUGUAUAUAUUAUAUAAAGCCAUUUGUGUGUGCACAUUUGGAAUUUCCUUCAUCCCUGCAAAUCCUCAUAGACCAGCUUAUUGCAUAAAAUGUUCUUAGACACUUUCUGCUUGAACAUCAGUAGAACAUCAAAAACACCAAAAAACUUAAGUGUUGCAAUGGGAGAAACUUGGAAUUUGGCAUGUUUGUAAAGUUUGCUUUGCGAGUCUCUGAUGUGGAUCAUCAGACUAUUUUUAAAGCCACUUUUAAAGACAUAAAAUAAUCAUGACAGCCAUUACUGUUUCCACAUUUACAAACUGCUUACCUGAGGGAUGUCAUUUGCCUUUCAUUUCUAAGAGACUUAUUUUAGAGGAGACAGAACUAAUUUUCACCUGGAAAUUUGUGCCUCUUGCUUACUUAAGUAAUGACUGCAAUUUUUUUUCCCCCUAAAGUUUCAUUCUCCAGACUACGUACACUGAAGGUAAAAUGAGGAUAUCCUUGUCACUUUUUCUUUAAACUUGUUUGGAUGAGUACUAAGAAAAGCUAUAAACCUCAAAGGAAAUUUGUAUUUAUGUUUUAUGAAGGAAGAGGAUAAAUAAUAUAUAUCAACAAAUAAAACUUGUUAAUCAUUUUAAUAAAAAAGUUGGUAUUUUCCUAAAUUUAAUUUAAUGGAUUAGGCACUGUAAUAAGGUGAUAGACAUUUGACUGACCCACACAUCAACCUGGGAAGUUUCAUUACUUCACAAGGAUGAUCAGUUUUACAAACACAAACUGAAGUACAGUGCCUGCACAUGUUGUCCAGCCUAGAAUGCAUGCAGACUGAAACUCAUGUUACUUUUUAAAUAUCACAUACAUAGUUAUUAUGACUGACAGUGUUGGAAUAAAAAAUGGACAUCCAAAAAGUAUGAAAUGACAAAUGUAAGUAUCACUAUGCUCACCAUCCUGUGUGUAUGACUGACUGAAUUAUGUGUUUUCUGCUAUUAAAUAGUUUCUCUAAUGGGAAAAUAAAUGCCAUUGAUUGUGCUAUGUAUUUUA
Molecule: messenger RNA, 3300 nt
Organism: Nannospalax galili (Upper Galilee mountains blind mole rat)
Lineage: Eukaryota; Metazoa; Chordata; Mammalia; Rodentia; Spalacidae
Gene: Slc25a46
Product: solute carrier family 25 member 46
Exons: 8
Coding region: 520-1776 (418 amino acids)
Biological process (GO): mitochondrial membrane fission; axon development; mitochondrial fission
Cellular component (GO): mitochondrial outer membrane
Source: RefSeq, a predicted model, not a curated record